AUGGCUGAGGGCUUGAGGGUGCCCUCGCGCCCCUCCAGCCCCAUCGUGCUGCUCCACGAUGUCACGGCCGCCCCCCGAGCGCCGCCCGCGCUCCGAGACAAACCCGAAACCAUCCGGGUCAUCACCAGGGACCUGAUCCGGGAGCUCAUAAUUCCCAGGGAUCGUCCCCAGGCCUCACUCAUCAUCGGCACUGAGGAAUUCCAGCGGAUCCAGGAGGAGGCUCGGGCUCCGCGCCGGGAGCUCGCGGAUCGGCUGCGGAUCCUCAAAUCCCGCCAGGACGCGGCUUUCAUUUCAGGUCCCUCCAGCGCCAUCGUGCAGCUCCGGGACGUGAGGAGCGCCCCGGGCACGGUGCCCUCAUCCCGGGACAAACCCAAAACCAUCCGGGUCUUCACCAAGGACGUGGUUCGGGAGCUCAUAGUUCCCAGGGAUCGGCUCCCGGCCUCGCUCAUCAUCGGCACCGAGGAAUUCCAGCGGAUCCAGGAGGAGGCUCGGGCUCCGCGCCGGGAGCUCGCGGAUCGGCUGCGGAUCCUCAAAUCCCGCCAGGACGCAGCUUUCGAGGAGCGCAGCCGGGCCCGCAGAGCGGAGCAGCGGCAGGAGGAGCUGCGGGAAGCUCAGGCCCGCUCGGAGCUGGAGCAGGAGCAGGAGAGGGAGCGGCGGGAGCUGCUGGAGCGCGCGGCCGGGAUGAGGAUGGAGCAGGAGGAUGAGAUGCGGCAUCUGAACUCGCUCCUGCUCAGCGCCCGCUGCAGCUCCAUCCUGGACAGGCAGCUGGCGGAGAAGCGGCAGGUGCAGGGGGAGCUGCGGGCGGAGGAGCAGCGCCUGGCGCGGCUCAUGGACAGCCAGCGGGAGAAGGAGCUGCAGCUGCAGGAGGAGCUGGAGCGCCGCAGGAAGCAGGAGCUCAUCAGCGCCAAGCGGGAGGUGCUCCAGCAGAUAGAGCAGCGCCAGGAGCAGCGGGCGCUGAGGGCCGAGCAGAAAUUCCAGGAGGGCCAGAGGUUCCUGGAGCACCUGGAGCAGAUGAGGAGGGAGGAUCGCGAGGCCUGGCAGCAGCAGCAGCAGCGCAAGCGGCAGCUCCUGGCCGACAUGAAGGCGGUGGAUGCGGAGAACCAGCGGCUGCGGCAGCGCAACAGCGAGCGCGAGCGGCGCGCCGAGCUGCGGGCCCUGGAGGAGCAGCGCCAGCAGGGGGUCAGGGGCCAUGUCCCUGUCCUGGUGCCGCUGUCCCCAUGUCGCUGUCCCCAGGAGCGGGACGCGGCGCUGGAGACGGAGCGGGCGCGGCUGCGGCGGGAGCGGCAGCGGGAGCUGGACCGGGUCAAGGCCAUGCAGGAGCACGAGCGGGACUGGCAGGAGGCGCGGGAGGCUGUGCGCUGCAGGCGCAGCCAGGAGGCAGCGGAGCGGGCCUGGCGGCAGCGGGAGCUGCAGCGGGAGCGGCGCCGCGCGGAGCAGCUGCAGGAGCUGCAGCGGGGCCGCCGCGAGCAGGUGACACAGCGGCGACAGCAGCUGGCGCUGGCGCUGCAGCAGGAGCGCCGCGACUUCCUCACCCUGCUCAGGUGGGUGGCACCGCGGCUGGCACGGCGACAGCCGGGGCGUUGGGGACACGUCGGUGUCGCCCCACGGGCAGUGCCAGGUGUGGCCGUGUCCCUGUGCCACCCUGCUGGCUCCGGGGACACCAGUGUCACCCAGCAGCAGCAGCAGCUGGCACGGCAGCGGGCACAGCGCGCCCACGCCGAGGCGCUGCGGGAGCAGAUCCGGGAGUCGCGGCAGCGGCGACAGCGCGACCGAGCCGCGGCCAUCGAGGAGGGGCAGCGGGAGCUGGCGCGGGCACGGCAGCGGGCAGAGCGCCUGGCACGCGCGGGGCAGCAGAAACUGCAGCGCCUCAGGGACUCCGGGGUGCCCGACAGGUUCUGUGCCCUGGUGGAGAAGAGAGCCUGGGGCACGGCCAGCGCUGCCACCUCCUGA
Molecule: messenger RNA, 1950 nt
Organism: Lonchura striata (white-rumped munia)
Lineage: Eukaryota; Metazoa; Chordata; Aves; Passeriformes; Estrildidae
Source: RefSeq, a predicted model, not a curated record